Molecule: messenger RNA, 3256 nt
Organism: Hipposideros armiger (great roundleaf bat)
Lineage: Eukaryota; Metazoa; Chordata; Mammalia; Chiroptera; Hipposideridae
Gene: TMEM64
Product: transmembrane protein 64
Exons: 5
Coding region: 1-1227 (408 amino acids)
Biological process (GO): positive regulation of osteoclast differentiation; positive regulation of bone resorption; regulation of cytosolic calcium ion concentration
Cellular component (GO): endoplasmic reticulum
Source: RefSeq, a predicted model, not a curated record
AUGCCGGCCACGGGAGGCCAGGACGUGCGGCCCUGCCGCGUCCUGUCGCACGUGGAAGGGGACCGGGGGUCCGCGGCACGCCCACGCCGCUCACUGCGGCCAGAAGCCCAUCUCCGUGGGGCAGAGCUAUCGGUCAUUUCGUCUCCGGCCUCAAAAACGACCCCGAGCCCGAGCGGGCGACGCCUCGGCCGGUUUCGGUCCGACCUGCGCCGCAGCACCGCCCGGGCGGUGUCCUCGCUCGGCCUGAGGAGCCGCAGGGACCCCCGCGGGACGUGGUCGCGGGCGGCGCACAACUACCGGCUCGGGCGGGAGGCUCGGCCGCCCCGGGGAGGGGGAGAACCUGGGGACUCGGACCGAAAGGGGCUAGAGGAGAACCCCGUGAUGGAGGGGCCGCCUGACGUGAGGCGCGGGCGCUGCGGCUGCCUCGGCGGCGCCUGCUGGUGCCGGAGCCUGGCGCUGGUGUGCGUGCUGGCCGCGCUGUGCCUGGCCUCGCUGGCGCUGGCCCGCCGCUCCCUGCAGCACCUGCUGCUCUGGGCCGAGGGCCUGGACCCGCCGCUCGGCGUCCUGCUCUUCGUCGCGGGCUUCGUCGCGGUCUCGUUCCCCUGCGGCUGGGGCUACAUCGUGCUCAACGUGGCCGCCGGCUACCUGUACGGCUUCGUGCUGGGCAUGGGGCUGAUGGUGGCGGGCGUCCUACUCGGCACCGGCGUCGCCCACGUGGUCUGCAGGCGGCUGCUGGCCGCUCGGGUGGCCGCCCGGAUCCAGGGCAGCGAGAGGCUGAGCGCCGUCAUCCGCGUCGUGGAGGGAGCCGGCGGCCUCAAAGUGGUGGCGCUGGCCAGGCUGACCCCCAUUCCUUUCGGGCUGCAGAACGCCGUGUUCUCGAUGACGGAGAUCUCCCUGCCCAGCUACCUGAUGGCGUCUUCCGUGGGGCUGCUUCCCACCCAGCUCCUGAAUUCCUACUUGGGUACCACCCUGCGGACAAUGGAGGACGUCAUUGCAGAGCAGAGCGUCAGCGGAUAUUUCGUUUUUUGUUUACAGGUCAUCAUCAGCAUAGGCCUCAUGUUCUAUGUGGUUCACCGAGCUCAGGUGGAGCUGAACGCAGCCAUCGCCGCCUGUGAAACGGAACUGAAAACCUCGCUGGCCAUGGGCAGCCAGGCCGACACAAGCAGCACCUUGCUCCACAGCAAGCGGCCCCUGACGCUGUCUACAGGAGGGAUCAACAUCGUGUGAGUGUCGCGAGCUCGCGUGCGCCCCCUCCCUCAUGGGCAGAGGCACGUCCUGCUUGUCUGACGGCACAAACAACUGACUAGUUUUAAAUUGCACAGUUUUUAAAGCAUCAUUUUCUGGACAUGUGAGUGCAAAUGUGGACGCAGUUUGGGGCACCCCUUCGUCACUCACCACACCCGUCACGGUCUGUAGGUCUGCACUUUAGCAUUUCCUCGUCAUUUCCUUUGUGGGUACUUCUCAACAGAGGAACAGCCCAAAUAUUUUUCUUAGUGCUUUAUGAAGUCCAUGAAUCGUUGUGUGCAUCUUUCCUACUACAAAGGUGGGGAAAAGUAUGCAGUUUUAAAUGUGUAACAAGGGUGUCGUUUACUUUCCUCGACUUUCCAGAAAGGCUCAACAGUGCUUUGGUUUGGUUUUAUUGUUCUAAGUGGGACCACUCUGCUUCCCUUUCCUUACUUGUUAGGAAACAGACAUUCACUUCUGUUGAAUAUAAUUGUCGCAGGGCUAUUCACACCUGUCCACAUGCUUCAAUCCUACCUGGUGGGACUCAAGUGCUCUUACGAUACCUUUCAUUUCCUCUGUGUCACGCGCGCAGAAGGGAAGGCAUGUGGUGGGUGGCGGCUGUCCUUGUCCCGUCACGUGGCUUUCCUCUCCUUAGACCUUUCAUCGAAGGGCUGCCCACUGCAGACUUACUGAAGCAUUUUCUUAAAAUAAACCUCUUUUUCUUUUUAUAUUCAUUAGGCUUUGACAUAAAUAUGUUAUUCCUUUAAAAUGGUGGGCUUACCAUCAUUGAAAUUGUCACUCAGGUGGCCUUAUCUGAUCAAAACGCCUUUUUAAAAAACAAGCUUUAAAAUCAUGUUUAUAAUUCCACUGACGUACAUACAUAUUUGUCCCCAUAGUCAUCAGCUUUAAAACUGUAAAUGUGAUGUUAACGUAAUGCCCAGCUGUGUGUUACGUGCCCUAUUAUGCAGUAGGUUUGUCUUCAGUACUUGUUUUUCUCUGAUAAGACUCAGGAAUUCUGAAAUGUGAAAUUAGGCCUCUCAGUUCUUCCUGUGUAGCAGGACCGGGUGUAUUUAUUAAUAGCACUUGUGAGGGCAGCACACAGAAAUCUGGCAUAUGAUUCACAUGACAUAUGUACUCAUUUGUCACCGUAUACUUUUAAUACAGUUUAAUUGUGAACUGAACGAUGGCGUGUUUUCUUUACGACUGAGGUUACAGAUAGGAAUGCAGGUUUUCUGGCAGGUAUCUCACUUUGGGCUUGGAAGACUCCACCUUAUCAGAGACGCCCAUUUGCCUUUCCCUUACGGUAAAACCUUCGCCCUGAUUCACUACUGUGCAAAAUAAUUCUUUGGGAGCAGGUUGUUCUAAUCUUAUGCUGGAGUGGCGUUUGAUGAUUUUAGUGCAUAAGUUUUUUGCCCUACUGCAGGUGUAAUUGUUUCCUUCCCUUCAUAAUGCAUACGUUUUCUCACCUUUGAGUAACAGUGAAGUUCAUUUGUAAGUCCAUACCAAGAUGACCUCGGUGCAGACGAUCUGAGAGGCACCUGGGUCCACAGAUCGUAAUUGGCCUCCAAAUCCUUCCUUCUGUUAUGGGUAGGAAAAAAAAAAGUAUGCUCUUGGAAUAUUCUUAUUCUUUUUUGAACCCUAAUUACUUGUUUAGUUCUUUUGGGUUUUUUAAAUGAUUUUACUGUAAUAAUCCAAUGAACAAUACAUUUGAUUUAUUCUUUUCUAACUGGACAAACUUUUCCUGUGUUCCUUGUUUGUUGGUUAGUUUUUGUUAAAGCAAUCAUUAAUUUAAGAUCACUACUUUCAUACUUGGGUUACACUUCAUAUAUUUUGAAGUGCAUUUAUUUACUUAACAUUUUGUAACUUGAGUAAUUUCACCAAAUGAAUACCUUUUGGUAGUUUGUAAUGAGUUCUGCCAAUUGUUGUAUUUUGCUUGGUACUUAAAUUAAAUAUGUAAAGAUAAGAGAAGUAAUUUUCCUGUAUUCUGCCAACCAUCAUUUUAUAUAAUAAAAUCAUCCGUUUUUACUAAAAA